AUGUCCUCCUCAUACGCCUCAGAAGAUCCCUCGCUGUUGGACGAACCAGCAUCUGGACAAGCAGCUCUGUCCUCCAUCCCGCGCUCCUCCCUCUCGACCAGCCAGGAAGAAGACGCGCUAUUGCCGGCGCGUGAUGAGGAAUCUGAGUCAUCGCAACCUUCCCAGUCGAACAGCAAUCAUCUGUUGCUGCGUUCGCACAUUCCCUCUACCACUCUAACCUUCCGUCAAGACGAACCACUUCGGGAUCCUGUCUUCCACGGUUCUUUUCUUGGCAUGUCAGAGCUCAACGAGGCUGCCGUCAGACGCGCGAGAAUGAUGGAAGAGUUGGGCACGUCCGAGUUCAAAACUCCCUCGUUCUCGGAUUCUCAUUCCCUACCCAUGGGAAGUUCGUCCUUCGAUUCGGAAACUACCAUCACGCUGAAUCUGCCAACCGAAGUCGAUAACAAACUCCGCUUUAGAUCUCUCAUUGACCGCAUUAACCGCCAUCAAUGGAGCUUCCUUAGCGAUGAAGUCCACAGUACCAUCACGUACAACAAGGAAGACAUCUCAUUGUACCAUCUUGUAGAAUCCUUCAAGGAGGAGUUCUCGCGCAGAUCCAAUACCCAAAUGGAGAUCGUCACUCUAGUUGCCGGAACGCCCGAAGAGGGCGAAGCCGUGGCAGCGAGGCUGAAAGUCAAGGACAUUGUUGUACAACGGCCCUACACAGCCUCGUCACAAAGGAGGCAGACGGAAUACACGCGACACAUGUUCGUCUACUUCAGCGAUGGAAAGAUUAGCGAGAUUCAAGACAUUGUGGACGGAGACGAGAAGCGCCGGCAAUCGGCCAACAUUGUGCCAGUUCCCAACUUCAGGCCUCCACCGCCCCCUUCUUCCAUCGACCUGAGGCAGUUCUACGAGGACUACAUCGCCUGUAUCAACGAAAAAAGAAUACAACAAGACUUGCACCAAUUCUGCAAGGGGACCGUGUUUGUUCCUCGGACUGUCCUCAUUGACGAGGCAAAGCAGCAGAUUGCCGUCCGUAUCGAGUUUGCUGGGCUACCCGUCAAGCCAUUUGGUGGUGCUAUGCCCAAUGGGCGUCGGGUGCAUUUCGCUGAGCAUGCCAUUUACUGGCUCGAGCAGGGAAAGAUUUCGCAUGUCUUGACUAUUGUUGACUGGGAGGAUUUCAAGUCGCAACUCGGUCAAUAG
Sordaria macrospora k-hell is the source of this 1185-nucleotide messenger RNA. NCBI's taxonomy places the organism in Eukaryota, Fungi, Ascomycota, Sordariomycetes, Sordariales, Sordariaceae. The record is from RefSeq and is a predicted model, not a curated record.